This is a messenger RNA of Argentina anserina (silverweed cinquefoil), 737 nucleotides long. Its product is annotated as dual specificity phosphatase Cdc25. Gene Ontology annotation, cellular component: cytoplasm; nucleus. NCBI's taxonomy places the organism in Eukaryota, Viridiplantae, Streptophyta, Magnoliopsida, Rosales, Rosaceae. The coding region runs from base 100 to 513 and encodes 137 amino acids. The transcript has 3 exons. Gene Ontology annotation, molecular function: protein tyrosine phosphatase activity. The record is from RefSeq and is a predicted model, not a curated record.
UUUUAUGUUGAAGGCGGUAGCCCAAAGCGAGCAUCCAAUUCCAACUCCUGGUUGUGCUUUUGCAGAACCAAGAAGACGAAGACGAAGGAACCAUCAGACAUGGCUCGGAGCAUCUCCUACAUAACAGGGUCUCAGCUCCUCUCUCUCCAACGCCGACCCAACAACAUCGCCAUCAUCGAUGUCAGGGAUGACGAGAGGAGCUAUGAUGGGCACAUAGCGGGGUCUUUGCACUAUGCCAAUGACACUUUCUAUGAUAAGAUCUCCAAUCUCGCUCAGGAAGUCAAAGGCAAAGACACCCUUGUUUUUCACUGUGCUCUCAGUCAGGUCCGAGGCCCUUCCUGUGCGCGGAAGUUUGCCAAUUAUCUUGAGGAGAUGAAGGAAGAGACAGGAAUCAAAGACAUUUUGGUUUUAGAGCGUGGCUUCAAUGGCUGGGAAUCUUCUGGUAGACCUGUUUGUCGCUGCAACAACAUUCCCUGUAAGGGUGAGAUUGAGGCCAAGACUGAGAGUGCAUGAUGCUUUACUUAAACUGGCUGGGAAGCAAGCAUUGUUCUAUCUACUUGCCCGCUGUACUCUAUCUAAGUUCAAUGCUAUACAUAAACGAUUUGCACUUCUGGUUGAGCUAUGAUACUCACAUCUGUGCCUAUAUAAACAUGUCCAUGUAUCAGACAUGGUAAUGAGAUAUCAGAUUGAAGUCGAAUCCAAUUAAAAAACUGCAUUGCAGAUUUUAGAUUGAAGUU